AUGUCGCCGCUCAUUCUGCACAGCUACUCUCCAUCCAUCACUUCGCGGCGCAAGCCCCGGGCAAGAUCUUUCUCGGUGACCUCGGCAGAGUAUGGAGACAUACGCAGGCUGGUCGACAUUGAAUUCUUUGCUUUUGAGAAUGAGAAAACCAAUCACAUCCUCUCCUACAGAGAUUACAACCAACCUGGACAUUUCGAGCGAGCUGUACGAUUGUACCAGUCCGCAAUGAACAAGACGGAGAAUCUCAGGCGCAGAAGGAAGUCUGCUUCUGCGCGCAAAUCUGGGAGCAGACCGAACACAGACUACGUGAGAUUUCGCAAAGUCACUGACGCCGACUCCGGCCUCAUCAUUUCCUGGGCCAAGACAGAAGUCAAGACCUACAGCCAAGAGGAAUUGGAGAGCCCGGCAGACAUUGGCCAUGAAGAUGAAGCACCCAUGAAUCGGGAUUGGUUUGCACUGAAUGAGCGACUCCGGAGGAAAUACAUGGGCACCACGAAACACUGCUACAUCGGCAUGGUCGCCACACAGCCAACGUACCAACAUCACGGCGCCGGAACGAUGCUGCUCGAGGACAUCCUAGCAGAAGCAGACGAAGCGGGCAUCGAAUGCUAUCUUGAAGCCACCGACACUGCCAAGCCUCUGUACGAGAGACAUGGCUUUGUGACCGUCAACGAAUUGCGAUUCGAUCCCGCCGCUUAUGGCAUCUACGGCUUCAAUAUCGAGCGACAGACGAUUAUGGUUCGAGGCGCGCUCGACAGUCGAGGCCAGAGAAGAGGUGUACGGUCGUAUGAGGAAGCUGUUGUUGCUUCGACCAAGUCGGUGCAAGCACAGCUCUGA
Molecule: messenger RNA, 837 nt
Organism: Pseudocercospora fijiensis CIRAD86
Lineage: Eukaryota; Fungi; Ascomycota; Dothideomycetes; Mycosphaerellales; Mycosphaerellaceae
Exons: 2
Coding region: 1-837 (278 amino acids)
Molecular function (GO): acyltransferase activity, transferring groups other than amino-acyl groups
Source: RefSeq, a predicted model, not a curated record